AUGCGUCACUGGUGGACAAGUUGGGUUACAACAUCCUUAACCUCGCCGGAGGAGGUGAAGCGGCUCCUGUCUCUGGGCGUCGACGUCAAUUGUAGGGGAUGGAGGAACUGGACACCGUUGAUGUGGGCAGCAGGGUAUGGAAACAGUGACGUGGUGGAGCUCCUGGUGAGUAAAGGGGCCGAUGUGUCACUGGUGGACAGGUUGGGUUACAACAUCCUUCACUUCGCCGGAGGAGGUUGGGUUACAACAUCCUUCACCUCGCCGGAGGAGGUGAAGCGGCACCUGUCUCUGGGCGUCGACGUCAAUUGUAGGGGAUGGAGGAACUGGACACCGUUGAUGUGGGCAGCAGGGUAUGGAAACAGUGACGUGGUGGAGCUCCUGGUGAGUAGAGGGGCCGAUGUGUCACUUGUGGACAGGUUGGGUUACAACAUCCUUCACCUCGCCUGUAUGGGAGGAGACUUAGAGACGGUGAAGUUUGUGCUGUCUCUGAACGUGGUGGACAUCAACGCCAGGAACAAGCGGGUGAAGACAGUUGCCGACCUGGCGAGAUACUGGGGACGUCCGCGAGUGGUGGAUCUGCUCGUGUCAUGCGGCGCUCAGUGACGUCAGUGUCGUGUUUGUGUAGACGAACGAAGAGACCUGACAGUGAUGUGGUGUGCCGUUCACGUCGUCGUGUGUAAAUAUGUCUUUAUUUACGUGAAGCUGUUUGUUGUGUUGGGAGAUGAAUAAAUCUUGUAAAAACUU
Messenger RNA from Haliotis rufescens (red abalone), 744 nucleotides. RefSeq names its product palmitoyltransferase AKR1-like. Lineage: Eukaryota; Metazoa; Mollusca; Gastropoda; Lepetellida; Haliotidae. The record is from RefSeq and is a predicted model, not a curated record. Gene Ontology annotation, molecular function: protein binding. Bases 1 to 603 code for a protein of 200 amino acids. The transcript is spliced from 2 exons.